Molecule: messenger RNA, 1785 nt
Organism: Pipistrellus nathusii (Nathusius's pipistrelle)
Lineage: Eukaryota; Metazoa; Chordata; Mammalia; Chiroptera; Vespertilionidae
Source: the annotation of a GenBank genome assembly
AUGGCGUCUUCGACCCCUUCUUCAUCGGCUGCCUCCUCCACCGCGGGAGCGGACCCCAAUACUGCCAACCUGCGUCCCACAACGUAUGACACCUGGUGUGGCGUGGCCCAUGGAUGCACCAAAAAACUGGGGCUCAAGAUCUGCGGCUUCUUGCAAAGGACCAACAGCCUGGAAGAGAAGAGCCGGCUGGUGAGCGCCUUCAAGGACAGGCAGGCCUCCAAGAACCUGAUUUCCUGUGAGAACAGCGACAGGGAUGGCCACUUCAGGCGCACCGAGACCGAUUUCUCCAACCUGUUUGCUCGAGAUCUGCUUCCAGCUAAGAACGGGGAGGAGCAAACUGUGCAAUUCCUGCUGGAGGUGGUGGACAUCCUCCUCACCUAUGUCCGUAAGACAUUUGAUCGCUCCACUAAGGUGCUGGACUUCCAUCACCCACACCAGCUGCUGGAGGGCAUGGAGGGCUUCAACCUGGAGCUCUCUGACCAACCUGAGUCCCUGGAGCAGAUUCUGGUGGACUGCAGAGAUACCCUCAAGUACGGGGUCCGCACAGGUCAUCCUCGAUUUUUCAAUCAGCUCUCCACUGGACUGGAUAUCAUUGGAUUAGCUGGUGAAUGGCUGACAUCAACUGCCAAUACCAAUAUGUUUACUUAUGAAAUUGCUCCAGUGUUUGUCCUCAUGGAGCAAAUAACGCUUAAGAAGAUGAGAGAGAUAGUUGGAUGGUCAAAUAAAGAUGGUGAUGGGAUAUUUUCUCCUGGGGGCGCCAUAUCCAACAUGUACAGCAUCAUGGCAGCGCGAUACAAGUUCUUCCCAGAAGUUAAGACAAAGGGCAUGGCAGCCGUGCCCAACCUGGUCCUCUUCACCUCAGAACAUAGUCACUACUCCAUAAAAAAGGCUGGGGCUGCACUUGGCUUUGGAACCGACAAUGUGAUUUUGAUAAAGUGCAAUGAAAGGGGGAAGAUAAUUCCUGCUGAUUUAGAGGCAAAAAUUAUUGAAGCCAAGCAAAAGGGAUAUGUUCCUCUUUAUGUCAAUGCAACUGCUGGCACGACCGUUUACGGAGCCUUUGAUCCGAUACAGGAGAUUGCAGAUAUAUGUGAGAAGUAUAACCUUUGGCUGCAUGUCGAUGCUGCCUGGGGCGGUGGGCUGCUCAUGUCCAGGAAGCACCGUCAUAAGCUCAGUGGCAUAGAAAGGGCCAGCUCGGUGACCUGGAAUCCUCACAAGAUGAUGGGCGUGCUACUGCAGUGCUCCGCCAUCCUCGUCAAGGAGAAGGGAAUACUCCAAGGAUGCAACCAGAUGUGUGCGGGCUACCUCUUCCAGCCGGACAAGCAAUAUGAUGUCUCCUACGACACCGGGGACAAGGCAAUUCAGUGUGGCCGCCACGUGGACAUUUUUAAGUUCUGGCUGAUGUGGAAAGCAAAGGGAACAGUGGGAUUUGAAAAUCAGAUUGACAAAUGCUUGGAGCUGGCCGAAUACCUCUAUGCCAAAAUUAAAAACAGAGACGAAUUUGAAAUGGUUUUCAGUGGUGAGCCCGAGCACACCAACGUGUGUUUCUGGUACAUCCCGCAAAGUCUCCGGAGCAUGCCGGACUGCCCUGAGCGACGGGAAAAACUCCACAAGGUGGCUCCCAAAAUCAAAGCCCUGAUGAUGGAGUCCGGCACGACCAUGGUUGGCUACCAGCCGCAGGGGGACAAGGCCAACUUCUUCCGGAUGGUCAUCUCGAACCCGGCCGCCACGCAGUCCGACAUCGACUUCCUCCUUGAGGAGAUAGAACGCCUGGGCCAGGAUCUGUAA